This is a messenger RNA of Carassius carassius (crucian carp), 1895 nucleotides long. RefSeq names its product zinc finger protein 271-like. Lineage: Eukaryota; Metazoa; Chordata; Actinopteri; Cypriniformes; Cyprinidae. The record is from RefSeq and is a predicted model, not a curated record. The annotation marks the transcript as partial. Gene Ontology annotation, biological process: regulation of cytokine production; regulation of immune system process; negative regulation of transcription by RNA polymerase II. The transcript is spliced from 2 exons.
UACACAUCCGUUUGUUUGACAAAUUAAACCUCAGAGGAAGAAGUUCAGUUUCACCACGCUAUCUGUUGUUGUUAUGUCGCUAUGCUGCCUUAAAACAAACGGUUAGACAUGUUGCUAAAAAAAAUACGGUUUUUGAAUAAGUUCAGUAAAUACCUUUAAUAUUCUCAUCCUCAUAUUCGUGACUGAGUCUUGAAGCGAGCAGGAAUAUUUGGAGGAGUUUAUCAUCUGAACUGAGAUCUGCUGCUGUGAAGAUGGAGUUUGUGAAAGAGGAGAGAGAAGAGAACACGAGUGAACCAGAAACCUUCACAAUAAAACACGAGGAACCAGAAACCUGGAGAAUAAAACACGAGGAAGCAGAAAUAAAACAAGAGGAACCAGAAACAUGCACAAUACAAGACGAGGAACCAGAAACCUUCACAAUAAAACACGAGGAACCAGAAACCUGCACAAUAAAACACGAAGAACCAGAAAUAAAACACGAGGAACAAGGAGAGUUCAUUGAAGAAAAAGAGGAAAAUGAAGAAUCAAGUGAAGUUGAGAAGAAAAAUCAUGUCAAAACUGGUGGAAAACCUUUGAUUUGCUCUCAAACUAAACUGAAAGAUUUAAAGAAAAAAAGAGUUAAGAAAUCUUUCACCUGCACUCAGUGUGGAAAGAGUUUCACAUGUAAAUCAAAUCUUAAUCGUCACAUGAGAGUUCAUACUGGAGAUAAACCAUUCACUUGCGAUCAGUGUGGAAAGAGUUUCACAUGUAAAUCAAAUCUCAAGUGUCACAUGAGAGUUCAUACUGGAGAGAAACCAUUCACUUGCGAUCGGUGCGGGAAGAGUUUCACACAAUCAUCAAACCUUAAGGAUCACAUGAACAUCCACACUGGAGAGAAGCAGCACGCAUGUGAUCAGUGCGGUAAAAUGUUUUUAUGGGCUCCACUUCUGAAGAAACACUUGAAAGUUCAUGCAAAUAAGCAGCCACAUUCAUGUCAUUUUUGUGGUAAGAGUUUUUUGCAUCUACAAAGUUUGAAAGAACAUCAGAAAAUACAUAAUGGUGUGAGAGAGCACGUGUGCGUUGAGUGUGAAAAAGCUUUUAGUUCAGUGAGCAGAUUAAAACUGCACGAGAGGAUUCACACUGGAGAGAAACCUUACAUGUGUUCACACUGUGACAAGAGAUUCAGUAGUUCAUCAAAUCUGAAAACACAUGAGAGGAUCCACACUGGAGAGAAACCUUACAUGUGUUCACAAUGUGAAAAGAGAUUCAGUCGGUUAACACAUCUGAAAACACAUGAGAGGAUUCACACUGGAGAAAAACCUUACAAGUGUUCACACUGUGACAAGAGAUUCUUUAAUUUAUCAAGUCUGAAAAAACAUGAGAGGAUUCACAAUGGAAAGAAACCUUAUAAGUGUUCACACUGUGACAAGAGAUUCAGUCAGUCAGUAGAUCUGAAAAAACAUGAGAGGGUUCACACUGGAGAGAAACCAUACAAGUGUUCACACUGUGACAAGAGAUUCAGUCACUCAUCAAAUCUGAAAACACAUGAGAGGAUCCACACUGGAGAGAAACCUUAUAAGUGUUCACAUUGUGACAAGAGAUUCAGUAAAACAGGAGAUCUGAAAACACAUGAGAGGAUUCACACUGGAGAGAAACCUUACAAGUGUUCACACUGUGAUAAGAGAUUCAAUAAUUUAUCAAGUCUGAUAACACAUGAGAGGAUUCACACCGGAGAGAAACCUUACAAAUGUUCACACUGUGACAAGAGAUUCAGUGGUUCAUCGAGUCUGAAAACACAUGAGAGGAGUCACACUGGAGAGAAACCUUAUAAGUGUUCACACUGUGACAAGAGAUUCAGUCGGUUAACAAAUCUGAAAACACAUGAGAGGAUUCACACUGGAGAAAAACCUUAUAAG